Populus trichocarpa (black cottonwood) is the source of this 1373-nucleotide messenger RNA. Its product is annotated as microtubule-associated protein RP/EB family member 1C. Gene Ontology annotation, biological process: spindle assembly; thigmotropism; protein localization to microtubule plus-end. Gene Ontology annotation, cellular component: spindle midzone; microtubule organizing center; microtubule plus-end. The record is from RefSeq and is a predicted model, not a curated record. Gene Ontology annotation, molecular function: microtubule plus-end binding. The transcript is spliced from 6 exons. Bases 138 to 1109 code for a protein of 323 amino acids. NCBI's taxonomy places the organism in Eukaryota, Viridiplantae, Streptophyta, Magnoliopsida, Malpighiales, Salicaceae.
UUCAGUAUUUUGAAUUCCAAAAAGAGUCCGCUCUACUCCCUUUUUAAACUCUCUUUCCUUCUCUCUCCAAAAACACACACUCACACAAACCUCACUCACUCAAAGCGUCAAAAAUUGAGAGAGAGAGAGAGAGAGAGAUGGCAAGCAACAUCGGCAUGAUGGAUUCGGCUUAUUUCGUAGGCAGAUCUGAGAUCCUCUGUUGGAUUAACUCCACUCUUCAACUCAAUCUCUCCAAAGUCGAAGAAGCAUGCUCUGGUGCGGUGCACUGUCAGUUAAUGGAUUCGGUUCAUCCAGGAAUGGUGCCGAUGCACAAAGUCAAUUUCGACGCCAAAAACGAGUACGAAAUGAUUCAAAACUAUAAGGUCCUUCAAGAUGUGUUUAACAAGCUGAAGAUCACUAAGCAUAUAGAGGUGAGUAAGCUGGUGAAAGGCAGGCCGCUUGAUAACUUGGAGUUUAUGCAGUGGAUGAAGCGAUAUUGUGAUUCUGUCAACGGAGGACUUGUCAAUUACAAUCCACUGGAAAGGAGAGAAGCUUGCAAGGGAGGGAAAGAAGCAAGCAAGAAAUGUCCACAGUCUCAAGCUUCAAGCAAGGGAUCCACAGCUGCUCCCAAAGUUCAGUCCUCUCACAAUGCUCGAAGGAAUGAUGUGUCCUCUUCAAAUCAAUCUGUGAAGGCUUCUAAACCUUCUUGUCCAGUGCCUGCAUAUGAUGAACAGAUCACCGAGUUGAAGUUGUCAGUGGAUAGCCUUGAGAAGGAGAGGGACUUCUACUUUGCAAAGCUGAGAGAUAUUGAGAUUUUGUGUCAGAGCCCUGGGAUUGAAAACCUACCAGUUGUUGCAGCGAUGAAGAGAAUCCUUUAUUCUACUGACGAUGAUGCAUCAGUAUUGGCAGAAGCUCAAGCCAUGGUGUCACUUCACCAGAAGGAAGCAGAGUACUUGAGUCCCAUUGCUGAGGUAUCAACAGAGGAAAAGGAGAAUUCCGAUCCUCAAAAGAGAAAGAACAUUGUCAAUCUUGGUGUUGAUGCUGUAGGCAUCUCAACAUUGUCACCGAGGCAAAGGCUUUCUGAUGCUACAGAUGUCCGUUGUAGUGGGUCACCCCUCAUGACAUACUGAUUUUUGACUCUGUAUUCUUAAAAUUCAUCUUCUGCCAUAAUGUUUCCAUCUUCAAACGUAUGUAGCUACAGUCCUAAAUCUACUGCAUUUUCAGUCCUUUUAGCUUACCUACAGUCCUGAUGUUAUACAUGUAGAUGUACGUGUAUAGCUCAGGAAGUAAUAGCAAACAAUCGAUUUCAACAGCUUAUACUUGUUUUGAGAGUAUGAGUUUUGCUUGUGCUGUGACUUGAAAGAAAUAGCUAUCAUAUUUUCCUUUCCCCUUUC